Messenger RNA from Hansenula anomala, 1246 nucleotides. RefSeq names its product GTPase-activating protein GYP6 (gene GYP6). Gene Ontology annotation, biological process: intracellular protein transport; activation of GTPase activity. The coding region runs from base 1 to 1086 and encodes 361 amino acids. The record is from RefSeq and is a predicted model, not a curated record. The transcript is spliced from 3 exons. NCBI's taxonomy places the organism in Eukaryota, Fungi, Ascomycota, Saccharomycetes, Phaffomycetales, Wickerhamomycetaceae. Gene Ontology annotation, molecular function: GTPase activator activity.
AUGGAUGUUGAUGAACGAGUGAGGAUCACAAAGGCAAAAUAUCCAACGUUGAAGGAGUUGAAAUUGGGGGUGUUGAAAGGUGAAUAUAAUGACAAUUGUGAAUAUUUCACUAGAGGGUUUUUAUGGAAAACUGUUUGUAUGAAUUCAUACAAAGUGGAUUUUUUAGAGAAUGAACUACAACCAAUACCUAAACCUGGGGAAGCCAUGGAGUUAUCCCACACAAAGCAAGAUCUCACCAAAGAAGCUGUAAGCAGUGAUCCAUUAUCUACAGGUUAUAACAGUGAAGAUGCUGACAACAUUUUGGAUGUGAUUAAAAUGGAUGUUGAUAGAUUGGUAAUUGAUCCGAUCUUCCAAAAGGAUGAGAUUAAAGAUGAUAUCAUUCAGAUAUUAUACAAUUAUGAUAAGUUCACACCUUAUAAACAAGGUUUCCAUGAAAUUUGUGGAUUGAUUUACUUGGAGCUUUAUCGUGAUAAUAUAAAUAAUGAAAAAAUUAAAAUUGAGACCUUCAAUAUCUUUACAAGUUUAAUGUUGAGUGUUGUGCCUAAUUUUUACAUUGAAGAUAACUUGAUUGGAUGGUGUAUUUCCAUCUUCAACAAGUAUUUAAAGCUAACGGAUAGUGCAUUAUAUGAUUUUUUCAUCAAGACUCACAAGAUUGAAAGUCAAAUAUGGUUAAUCAGGUGGGUUAGAUUAUUGUUCAUGAGAGAGUUAGGGAUCUCAAACACAGUCAAGAUCUUAGACAUGUUUCUCUGUUUUGACUAUGAUAUAUCCAAACUUGUUCCAUUUGUGAUUAUAAUAUCAUUAAUCAAGAUCAAACUCAGAUUAGUUGAGUGUGAAGACAAUGGUGAAGUGUUGACCUUGUUAUUGCAUUAUCCACAUAAGGAAUUUACUAAUGAGGAAAUUAAAGAGUUGGUUGAUUUAAGUAUUAAGUUACACAAAGCACCAGAAAAUAAGCUGGGAGAGUAUGGUAUAGCAUUAAAUAAGAGGUUUCAUAAGGGGAUUAAUUGGGAGAAGAUGAAGGAUAUCGAUAGAGUUAGGAUGGAGUUAAGACUACAAAGAAAAGUACGGGGCAUGCUGAAGAUGAAGUGAUCAGAGAGGUGAUCAUUAUAGACUAAAGAAUUAGAGUAAUAAGCAUAUGAUUCAUGAUUUAUGACUUUCUUUAACGUAAUUUUAAUUGUUGGCUGUUCUGUACGCACUAGCCAAAUUAAUCACACAAUAAUUUUCGCUUCGCACAGACACAAUUCAGGAC